AUUCAAAACUCAUUGCUAAGUUUUUAUUUGUGCCUGUUGGACGUCUCCUUUUUGUAAACAAAAAUGAAUACUAAAUUGAUAAUAUUUUUGGCAACACUUGUAAUUUUGACUGAUGCCUAUGUCGUCAAAUCACCGAAGGAUCUCAGUUCGGCAGACUCUAAUGCUCUAGACCAGAACUCUCAAUCUUUAUUGCACGCGACGUACGAUGAGAGUCUUUACAUCCCGAUGCGCGUGUCCAGCUGCAGUGAUGGUAUCUGUGACCUCGGCUGCAAGAUACUUGGCUAUCCUCACGGAAGGUGCAUCUCAGCGAAUACUUGCCAGUGUUACUAGUAGAUAAUCUACUCGAGCAAGAAUAUCGUUAUAUUGUUUAUUGAAGGCGACAUUAGACCUAUAUUAGAUUCCGUGUCAAACAUUUAAGAAAUAAAUCUUUUUUCAUA
Messenger RNA from Manduca sexta (tobacco hornworm), 437 nucleotides. RefSeq lists its product as uncharacterized. The transcript is spliced from 2 exons. The record is from RefSeq and is a predicted model, not a curated record. The coding region runs from base 64 to 330 and encodes 88 amino acids. NCBI's taxonomy places the organism in Eukaryota, Metazoa, Arthropoda, Insecta, Lepidoptera, Sphingidae.